Hypoxylon fragiforme is the source of this 1518-nucleotide messenger RNA. RefSeq lists its product as uncharacterized. Bases 554 to 1006 code for a protein of 150 amino acids. The record is from RefSeq and is a predicted model, not a curated record. The transcript has 3 exons. Lineage: Eukaryota; Fungi; Ascomycota; Sordariomycetes; Xylariales; Hypoxylaceae.
GACACCAAAUCUCACAAGCGUUUCAAUACGAGCGCCAAGACGGUUUCACUCUCCACCCAUCGACUUAUCCUCCACUAACUUUCCUUGCUCGCAUCCAUAACCGAAAAUCGUUGCCAAAGUGCAAUUGCGAACAAUGGGGUAUGGCAACAUAGCCUACAAGGCAGUUGCAAGGAUUCUUUGAAAGCUCUUUUCUUACUAUCAUUGAUCAUUGAUGUAUCAUUCGUAAAAACUUACACAUCACAUACUUACACAUAGUACUUACUGUUCGUUGCUGAAGUUGUUAAGCAAACAACUCCAUUUUUUUAUUUUUUAAUAGAACAGUUCAGGUUUCUUAUUUUUUACCGAUUUCUCGUACUGGUUUUGGUUCAUUCUGAUUGCUUUUAUUUGCCAUUUCAAUCUACUAUAAACCUGAUCCAGCAACGAUUUUUUUUUGGCUGGCCAAAUUCACGAAUAUAUCAUCUAGAUACUCUGUCAAAAUCGCAAACCCUCCAUAAACCACAAACCACAAACCACAAACCACAAACCGGCACACACAUCUCCUCCAUCCGCCAAAAUGCAAUACUCUGUCGUCGUCCUUUCGCUGUUCGCUGCCUUCUCUGCAGCUCAGAGCAGCAACAGCACUUCCCUCCCCGAUCUCGUUUCCCAGUUGCCACAAUGCGCCACAGGUUGUCUGGCGUCCGCUUCGUCGGACGCUAAGUGCAACACUGCCGACUUCGAAUGUCUUUGCGGUGAUGGACGAUCAACUUUUACCAGCAGCAUAUUCGGUUGUCUCCUGACAUCGACAUGCUCUCAAGAUGACAGAGAUAGCCUCAUUUCUCUUGCCCCUCAAAUCUGCAACGCUGUCUCCUCAAACCCGGACCCGUCGGCCGUUGCCUCGGCUUCCAAUCUUAUCACCUCUGCUGUCGGCACCGCAACCCCUACCUCGACACCUGACGCGGCUGCCAGACCAGAAAUUGGGUUCGGAUUACUUGGAGGAGCUGCUGCUUUAGCGGCUUUCGCGUUGUAAGACCUUUGCACUUCUGAGAACAAGUUUUAGGGGGCAUCACAUCCUAUAUUGGACGGGUUAGAGUUUCGAUCUUCACUAUGGCUCUUGGGAUUGGGACGGAUGGUUGCGGUUUAAAUCAUACAUGACCGCCUAGGUACAUACAUAUACAGUUUGGGUGGGUCGCAAUAUGCGAGGCUAGGGGCACCUUGGUAAAGGGGCAUACAUACUCGCGGCUUUUCCGGAUACUAGGGCUGAGGUUUACAACAUUAAAGUUUAUAAUCUCUGGGUCUGCCCUUCUACAAAUACAAGUGGAUUUCCGGCUAGCAUUGUUUGUAUCUUCUUCUUAUUUUGCUUUGAAUACUCUCCGGAUCCUUCUGUGCUUGCUUUUCUAUGUCGCUUUCUAUGUAAUAUUUCGAUUCUGGAGAAUCUAUACGUCAUUCCCCAUCUGAUCCACAUUGCCAUGUGGCCGAUAUAUACCAACUCCAAAAGUGCUAGAGUCAGGUACAAUACAACUGUAUGCAUGGAUGUAGGCC